UCUUGCAAUGUUCAAUCUUUCCAAUAUUAGGCUCUUUGAUAUUGGUGAGAAUAAGAUUCAAGCUACUCUUUAUACUGACUUAGCGAUCACUAUGCCAUAUGUUGAGUUCUUUUCUGUAAGGGGAAAUAAAAUCUCCGGACAAAUCCCGAUUUCAAUAACCAAUGCCUCAAAUCUACACGUACUUCAAUUUAAUGAUAAUAGACUUAGUGGAAAGGUGCCUUCCUUGGAGAAGUUGGAUAAACUAUCUACGCUUCAACUUGCCGUAAACCGUUUGGGGCAUGGGAGAGAAGGUGACUUGAACUUUCUUUGCACUUUAGUCAAUAAUACCAAACUAGAGUUUCUAUAUAUUAGCGACAAUAAUUUUGGAGGGGCAUUUCCUAAAUGCGUCAGCAAUUUUUCCAACACCCUUUUACGUUUAGGAAUAGACGAGAACAAAAUAAUGGGAAGAAUCCCAGAUGGGAUUGGUAAUCUCGUCAAUUUGGAGGUAUUAUUUGCAUCACAAAACCAACUGUCAGGUCCCAUACCAUUUGAUAUUGGGAGGCUUCAAAAGCUAAACAAAUUUUUCGCUGAUAUUAAUUUUCUGUCCGGGACUAUUCCCCAUUCUUUUGGAAAUUUAUCGGCGUUAACAAUGGUUGGUUUAGAUUUUAACAAUCUCCAGGGCAACAUUCCUCCAAGUAUAGGCAAAUGCCAGAGUUUGCUUGGCUUGAGUGUUUCUUAUAAUAAUCUUAGUGGACCUAUACCCCCUCAAUUACUUGGGGUCUCAUCCAUGUCCAUAAUACUAGACUUAUCGUCAAACUAUUUGACUGGUGAGCUUCCUGUUGCAGUAGAAAAUUUGAAAAAUCUAGGUCAACUCCGUGUUUCUCAAAAUAGGUUAUCCGGUUUGCUUCCAAAAACCCUUGGUAGCUGUGUAAGUCUAGAGAAACUGUAUUUGGAUGGAAAUCUUUUUGAAGGACCCAUUCCUUCAUCUUUGAGUUCACUGAGAGGACUUGAGGCAUUAGACUUAUCCAACAAUAAUCUUUCAGGUGAGAUUCCAGAAUUUCUUGUCAGAUUUGGGGCUUUAAGGUACUUAAAUCUCUCUUUCAAUAAUUUUGAAGGAGUGAUACCAAGUGGAGGAAUCUUUAAGAAUGCCAGUGCAACAUUUGUUGAGGGAAACAGUAAGCUCUGUGGAGGCAUCCCCGAAUUACACAUGUUAAGAUGUAACUUGAAAACAUCAUCAAGCAAUUCUCUUAGAUUAAAAGUUGCAAUUAUUGUUGGGUCUUUAGGAGCGACUCUGGCUUUUACUUGUCUCCUCAUCUUGUGGAUUGGAAAGAAGAAAGAGAAACAGGCAACAACAACUAGCGUAGAAAAUUCAGUUUUACAACUAUCAUACCAAAGCAUCGUAAGGGCUACGGACGGAUUCUCCACGCAAAAUUUGGUUGGUUCAGGAAGCUUUGGUUCUGUAUACAAAGGAGUUCUUCAAGCUAGUGGAGCAGUUAUUGCAGUAAAGGUGCUUAAUCUUCUGAAUCGUGGAGCUUCUAGGAGUUUCCUGGCUGAAUGCGAGGCCUUGAAGAACAUUCGACAUCGAAAUCUUGUCAAGGUACUAACAGCUAUUUCAGGAGAAGAUUACCAAGGCAAGGAUUUUAAAGCCUUGGUUUAUGAGUUCAUGGAAAAUGGAAGCUUGGAAGACUGGUUGCAUCCACUUAUUGGCAUGAAUGAACCAGAGACGGUGAGAAACCUAAACUUCUUCCAAAGAGUAAGUGUUGCCAUGGAUGUUGCUCAUGCACUCGAAUAUCUGCACCAUCAUUGUGAAGAACCAAUCAUUCAUUGUGACCUCAAGCCAAGCAAUAUUCUACUUGAUGAGGAAAUGGUUGGUCAUAUAAGUGACUUCGGCUUAGCAAAAAUCCUUUCUACGGACAGACUGAACAAUUCUGCUAAUAAAUCAAGCUCCCUUGGAUUAAGAGGAACUAUUGGUUAUGCUCCUCCAGAAUAUGGCAUGGGAAGCGGGUUGUCAACAAAAGGUGAUGUGUAUAGCUAUGGCAUCCUACUGCUUGAGAUGUUUACAGGAAAAAGGCCGACCGAUGAAAGGUUUAGAGAAGGUUUAAGUCUUCGCAACUUUGUUAAGGCAGCACUGCCAGAACGAAUAGUCGAGGUUACAGAUCCUAUUCUUGUUGAAGAAAGAGUCGCACGAGGAACUCCCGGUGUAAAAAACUCAAGAAAUGAUAGACAUCUUCGGUGCUUGAAUUCACUAUUCGAAAUAGGACUCACUUGUUCUGCUGAAUCACCCAAUGAGCGGAUUGACAUGAGUGAUGUUGUUAUCAAACUUUGUUCCAUUAGAGACAAGUUUCAUCCAACUCGAUUACGUCAUGAGGUUCCAACUUAAAUAAAUUGCUUAGUCGAAAGGUAUCUAAGGUGUCGUAUGGAUGAAGUUGAGAGGCUUGGGUCAGUCAAAGUGUUGGAUUUUAUCUUUUGUUCACAUUCAAUUGGGUAGCAGGUCUCCACAUUUCACCUAAAAGCACUAUGCUUUGAGAGAAGAGAAUAAAUAUGCAAUAUUUAUAGCUUUCCAAUGAUAAUUUCUCAGUGUAUUUUGUAUUAAUGCUUUGUUUUUCUCUGUGCUUCUUAAACUAUUGGAUCUUCAUCAAAUAAGAAUUUGAGAUAAUGCCAAAA
Molecule: messenger RNA, 2643 nt
Organism: Gossypium raimondii (Peruvian cotton)
Lineage: Eukaryota; Viridiplantae; Streptophyta; Magnoliopsida; Malvales; Malvaceae
Product: probable LRR receptor-like serine/threonine-protein kinase At3g47570
Exons: 3
Coding region: 8-2359 (783 amino acids)
Biological process (GO): protein phosphorylation
Molecular function (GO): protein kinase activity; protein binding; ATP binding
Source: RefSeq, a predicted model, not a curated record